Kwoniella mangroviensis CBS 8507 is the source of this 1986-nucleotide messenger RNA. RefSeq lists its product as uncharacterized. Gene Ontology annotation, biological process: TORC2 signaling. Gene Ontology annotation, cellular component: TORC2 complex. The coding region runs from base 1 to 1986 and encodes 661 amino acids. The transcript is spliced from 4 exons. The record is from RefSeq and is a predicted model, not a curated record. NCBI's taxonomy places the organism in Eukaryota, Fungi, Basidiomycota, Tremellomycetes, Tremellales, Cryptococcaceae.
AUGCAAUCCUCUCGUCCACCAACAUUUCGGCGCCCCUCAAACCUCUCUAUCCGACCUCCUUCACCUAAUCUACAACCAACCCCUGGACAAGGUCUCAGCACACCUACGAACCUUACCAACCCUUAUUCCAAUCUCUACUCACCCCGACGAACGGCCUUACCGCCUUCUCCCACGCACUCGAACGUGUCUUACGCAAGUCGUGGUUCCUCUUCGGGCGUAGGUGUGGGAAACAGAGAUGAUCAUCCUCCUCCCCCUCCUGUACCUAGUAAAGGUAAUGAAAAAGACAAGAGACUACCUGGUAUACCGAGUCCACAUAAAUAUCAGAGUACCAAAGGGUCGGCUACGGGGGUGUAUGAUAAUAAAUUGGUCUCGUCUACCCUCUCUCACCUUCCUCCAUUACCACCUCUCUCUCCCGUACCUAUCUCAGGAUCCUCUUCAUCACUACAUCCAACAGGAUCUUCGAGUCACCUUCAUCCUUCACCCAGACCAUCGAUAUCGAACCAAUCUUCCUCUGGGGGAAUAGUAGUCUAUCCGGAUGGCACCCCCCUGACAGAUCAUCAACACCACCAACAUGAUUUGAGUGGGAGGAUAGCAGAGUCAAUGACUAUGGCUCAUUCCAGUCCUAGUAGUCCGUGGAGUCUACUGACAGUACAUGUCUUACCUCUCUUUGCGGGUAGUGCGCUCAAAACGCCAUUAGAGGAUUUGAAUCAUUUGUGUCACUCUCAUAUCAUAUCGACAUCUCAGCGUUAUCCACCUUCCCGGAUAGUCUCGCUUCUCACGGCGGAUCUGAGAGAAUUUAUAGCUUCUGGGAUGUUAACUCUAAAAGCCAAGUUUGAGACGCUCGAAGAAGGCAAGGUGGUCAGUAGAGCUGCAGAGGUGUGGAUAUUCUUCUGGGCACAGGUAUUACCUUACGUAGAAGGAGUUUUCCUUCCUUUCACACAACUUCGUGAUCUUCCUUCAACAAGUUCCUCAACAUAUCAGACCUCAUCAUCAUCACCUAUCCCCUUCCGUCACUUACUACUAUCUGGCUUCCUCUUACAUAUCUUACUUCCUCUACUCCCUCGACUGAUCCCACAAAUCACAAAGAAUACCAAUACAUCCUCACCCAUUAUACCCAAUUCGUAUCCACCACCUACCACUCAGGAAUUAUCAAAGAUCUUACAAAUGUCGUUGGUAUUAUCAACCCAAGCUAGAUAUUCUGCGUUCUUCACUGCCAUACCUACAGAUCAAGAAAAAGAAAAUCAUGAUGAGGAAGUAAGAGAGAAUGUAGAGAGGCUGGGUAAAGCAAUUAGAUGGAAACUGAAUCAAAUUGAAAUCGAAUCUCAAUUACCUUUACCUUCUACUAAUCCUAAUUCACCUAUCAAGAAUUCACCCACCCACAUUGCUCGGAGAUCUGGAUCUGGGUCGACCGGUGGUUUACAGAGAGGACCUAGUUUGAGUCAAUCUGGAAGAUAUAGACGCAGAGGUUGGAGAGCAUCGGCUAAUUUGGGAUUGCUGAGUUUGAAUCAGUACCCAAACGAGAAUGAUCGGAUGUCAAGACAGAAUAGUGGAGAUGUCUAUCAGAAUCUCGAUUACAAAGAUCGAGAUAAGAUCGAUGAAGAAGAAGGUGAUGGUGAUAAUGGACAAGAGAAUGUACCACUAUCAAGAUUACGAACGAAUACCAAUACUAGCACGAGUGAUUCACUUGUUCCACCAACAUUCCCGAAUGGUGGCUCAGGAUCGAUGAUGUCGAUGGGAUCUACGAUAGUGAAUGGUGGAUCAACAGUGGGAAAUAGUUCGAUUGCAACGGGAGGAAGUACGAUAAGAGGUGAGAGUUUAGCUUCGUACGGUGAGACUCCCUCUGCAUCGAUGAUGAACCCAAAUACCAACUCGACAAAAGGUGGGAAUGAGAUGAUGUAUGGUAGACCUGUGCCUAGGAGAGGAAGGGCAGAAAGCGAAGGAAGUGAAGUUCUCGGUGCUGGGGCAAGGGGUGAUAACAGGAUAUGA